This is a messenger RNA of Cynara cardunculus var. scolymus (artichoke), 1372 nucleotides long. RefSeq lists its product as uncharacterized. The transcript is spliced from 6 exons. NCBI's taxonomy places the organism in Eukaryota, Viridiplantae, Streptophyta, Magnoliopsida, Asterales, Asteraceae. The record is from RefSeq and is a predicted model, not a curated record. The coding region runs from base 26 to 1075 and encodes 349 amino acids.
AAUUUCAGUUACUUACUUAUAUCAAAUGGAGGAUGCUUUGAAACAUCAAUCGUCUGUCUCUGGAAAUAAGGGAGGAGGAUCGGCUAAACUUCUUCGCUAUCCACUCCGAUCGGCCACUAAGUCCAGGGAUGAUAAGCCCCCUAUCUCCGUUCCAUCAACUGCCUCUAGAAGGGGAAGACCUUCUUCAAGUGUGAGUCAAAGUGUUAGUGCUCUUGAUUUAUCUGCCAAACAGAAAUCUUCUAAACCUCCUAGGAGGCUCUCUAUUCCCACCAAGUCAACUGCCAGCCCUGCUCCUAAACCGGCUUGCAACAUAACUCCAAUAUCCGAGGCUAGAGCAAAUAGAUCUAGGAACAUUGAGGCUAAAAGUGACACACCCGUUUCAGAUGUUUCUAGCCGAAAGAAAUUCAAUGUUCUAUCUUCAGCUUCCUAUUGGCUCUCUCAGAUCAAGCUCUCUGAAGCUGCUGGAAAGCACCAACUGUCGCUUGGCUUCUUUAAGCUUGCCCAAGUAGCUGCCUGUGAGAAUCUUCAACUACUCAGAAAUGAGCUUCAGUCCUACGCUCUCCGCCACAACAUUCUUGAUCUAGGAGAAUCUGCUAAAGAAGUUCUCCAAAGCUAUGAGAUACCAAAAUGCAUUGAGCAGGUGCAAGUUUCCGAAACUUAUUGUUCCCAUGAGCCAGAACAGGGAACACAAUCAUCAUCUGAUGAAGCACACAGUUUGUCUUCUGUUAACGAAAUUCCCAAACUGAAACCAAGGUCCUCGAACAAUAGUGCUGGUUCCACUGCCAAAGAAUCAGCCAAGGAAACCAACCAGAAGAAGCUUGUAUCCACCACAAAAUCUUCAACAAACAAGAAAACAGUCGAUCAGCAGUCUGCCUUGCAAGGGGGGCGUAGCAAGAUGCAAAAUGACUUGCCGAAGCCAAGCAAGAAAUCCAACAAAGAGAAACAGAUGGUGAAGAGCAAUGGAAAGAAAUCUGAUACUGAAGGCGUGGUAAGUUCUCCGGAGGAGGCAAUUACCGAAGAAAACAAAGAGAACAUGGAUGGUCCCCCGGCGGUCGAGAUCAGCAUGGAAACAUAACUCCGCUUCAAAGUAAUCUGGAAUAUAUCUAUAUAUACAAACACUUCACAUUUUAUGGUUGUUUGAUCGUGUUUUUAAUUGUCCAUUGUCGGGUUUUUCUUUUGUAUAGAUGAAAAAUAGGCAUGGUCGAAGUGUUACAAUUAAAGUCAUUACUUGGGAUGUUUCUUUUGUUCUGUUGUUUAUCGGGUGUGCAAAAUGUUGCGACUUUUUCCGUAAUGUUUUGUAUUUUGCAAUUGUUCAAAGAAGUUGAUGUGUCCUUGUUUUCUUUUGGGUUGGGAAAAGAUGUUGUUAGUAGGU